CUCUUGGUUUUAGGUGGGUGUGCUGCACUGAUCUAUGACUCCGAGUCUGAACAGGAAGUGUCGAAUGCUUAAAGGCUUCUCCUCCUCUGCCAAAUCUCUUCGUCUGUUUUUCUUCAGAUUGAGAAAAAGUCCUCAGUGAUACUACAACGAGAAUGCUCCCCUUCAAGGCCGCUCCGGAUCAGUUCAAGCCCGAGGUGAGGCAGGUGGGUCUGCACUGCUGGCGGGUGGAGAAGCUGAAGGCCGUGCCACUGGCUGUGUCUGAAUUCGGAGCUUUCUAUAACGGAGACUCUUACCUGGUCCUGCAGAACAGAGGAGACGAAGGAGCCGAUCUGCACAUGUGGAUCGGUGAGAAGUCGACUCGUGAUGAGCAGGUGGCUUGUGCCGUCUUGGCCACCCAGCUGGAUAACUUCCUGGGAGGAGAUCCUGUCCAGCACAGACAGGUGCAGGGCUACGAAUCGCCCGAGUUCAUGAGCCUCUUUCCUAGGGGAAUUACCUAUAAGGAAGGAGGAAUAGAGUCGGGUUUUAGGAAACAGCAAUCUGGCUCUGGUCCGGUUCAGAGGUUAUAUCAAAUUAAGGGGAAGAAGAACAUCAGGGCAAAGGAGGUGGAGCUGAAUUGGUCCAGCUUUAAUAAAGGAGACUGCUUCAUCCUCGACCUGGGAGAGACGAUCGUGUCAUGGGUCGGCUCUCAGGCCAACAUGUUUGAGAAGCAGAAGGUGCGAGAGAUUGCUGCUCUCAUCAGAGACACAGAGAGACACGGCAAAGCUCAAAUCUCUAGCAUCCAGGAGGGAGAGGAGACGCCUGAGAUGCUGAAGGUUCUCGGUCCGAUGCCGGCGCUUAAAGAGAGCAGUCCAGAAGACGACAGCCAAGCAGACAUGUCAAACACAGCCUCUCUCUACAAGGUUUCGGAUGCCACAGGGUCGAUGAAACUGACCAAAGUCUCUGAGAAGAAUCCAUUUGCCAAAGACCUGCUGGUACGUGACGACUGCUUCAUCUUGGAUAACGGAGCCAAUGGCAAGAUCUUUGUUUGGAAAGGCAGUGGUGCUAAUGCUGAAGAGAAAAAAGCGGCGCUGAAGGUCGCAGAUGAUUUCAUACAGAAGAUGAACUACCCCAGGAUGAAGACGCAGGUGGAGAUCAUACCGCAGGGCCGAGAAAACGUCAUCUUCAAGCAGUUCUUUCAAAGCUGGAGUUAAAGCGUUCAGAAAGAUUGGGUUUAGCUGAUGGUACUGAAAAGAAAAAUAAAUAAUUAAAGAAUGUCACAGUGACUCAAAAACAGUAUUUUAUUACUUAAAUAAUUAAUUCUCACAGAGUUAGAAAGACAGAGUUAGUAGAAAUCUCUCUCUCUCUCUCUCUCUCUCUCUCUCUCUCUCUCUCUAUUUCUCUAUUCUAUUACAUUUGAAUAUUAUAUGAAUAAAUUUAUAAUACUGGAUUUUUAUUUUUUAAAAACUCACUGAUAAACAAAUCAAACUGCCAGUGAUCAGACCGGUGUUAUUUACCAGCGUUCAGGCCAAGAUGAUGUUUAACACAGAUUAUAGACUGCUUUUUUUUUUUUUUUUACGUUUUGUUUGUUAAUAAUCUGUAAACUGUGCUAAAUUGGCAGCGAAGCAAUAAAAGUCACAGUGGAGCAAAA
Tachysurus vachellii is the source of this 1627-nucleotide messenger RNA. It is a transcript of the gene capgb, whose product is annotated as capping protein (actin filament), gelsolin-like b. Gene Ontology annotation, molecular function: phosphatidylinositol-4,5-bisphosphate binding; actin filament binding. NCBI's taxonomy places the organism in Eukaryota, Metazoa, Chordata, Actinopteri, Siluriformes, Bagridae. The transcript is spliced from 9 exons. Gene Ontology annotation, cellular component: actin cytoskeleton; cytoplasm. Gene Ontology annotation, biological process: barbed-end actin filament capping; actin filament severing; actin polymerization or depolymerization. The record is from RefSeq and is a predicted model, not a curated record. The coding region runs from base 153 to 1190 and encodes 345 amino acids.